AUUCAAUACAACUACAUAAUUAGAUGUUAUUUUUUCAUAUAAUGAGCAAAAAAGUCAUUAUCUUUUUUCUUGUGUCACUAGGUUUUAGAACUUUUGGCUUUUCUCUUUCUCUGCCUCCAGCUGCUACCACUCACCAGUUGUCUAUACCAAAAACAAGCUAAUGGGCGACAAGAAGAAGGCUGGCGCUCUAUUCGUGAGGCUUGUUUCAGCUGCUGGAACUGGAUUUUUCUAUGUGAAGAAGAAGACUAAAAAGUUUCAAACGACUCAGACGAAGCUUGAAUUUAGAAAGUUUGAUCCUCGUGCGAAUCGUCAUGUUCUAUUCAAGGAAGAAAAGAUGAAGUGAUCCAAAAGCCAAAUCCUCUUGAACUACUAGAUAUGUUGAAUUAGACAAUAGAACCUUUUUGCCCACUUGUGCUACAACAAUAAAUGUUGGUUUGUUUAGAUCUAUGCAUGCAAUUCUCUGUAUUUGUUCGUGAUCAUGUGGAAUGAAGUGUAGUUUGCUCAUGAA
Capsicum annuum is the source of this 508-nucleotide messenger RNA. Its product is annotated as 50S ribosomal protein L33. Gene Ontology annotation, biological process: translation. NCBI's taxonomy places the organism in Eukaryota, Viridiplantae, Streptophyta, Magnoliopsida, Solanales, Solanaceae. Gene Ontology annotation, molecular function: structural constituent of ribosome. The transcript has 2 exons. The record is from RefSeq and is a predicted model, not a curated record. Gene Ontology annotation, cellular component: ribosome; large ribosomal subunit. Bases 161 to 343 code for a protein of 60 amino acids.